This is a messenger RNA of Lodderomyces margitis, 2745 nucleotides long. RefSeq names its product putative ATP-dependent RNA helicase. The record is from RefSeq and is a predicted model, not a curated record. Gene Ontology annotation, cellular component: nucleus. The transcript has a single exon. Gene Ontology annotation, molecular function: RNA helicase activity; RNA binding; ATP binding. NCBI's taxonomy places the organism in Eukaryota, Fungi, Ascomycota, Pichiomycetes, Serinales, Debaryomycetaceae. The coding region runs from base 1 to 2745 and encodes 914 amino acids.
AUGUUGGACGAAGAAGAUAUCAAUAUAGCAAACUCACUUGCUGCCUUAUCUGAUGAUGAAUUGAGUACCAAUGAAUCAGAUGGAGGAGAAUUCCAAGAUGAGAUACUUUCACUGGAUAAUGAAGAAUCCAAUGCACCACCAAAAAAAAAGGUUAAAAAGAAUAACCACGAGGCAUUCCCCGUUAGCAAUGCGUCUGGCGAUGAAAACGAGGAUGAAGAGGAUGACAAGAUGUUGACGUCUUUCUUUACUACCAAUAACCCCACAGCAAAGAAAGCAAAAGCAGGUUCAUUCGCAUCGUUUGGAUUUUCAAAAUUUCUACUUGCGAAUAUUUCGAAAAAGGGUUAUAAACAGCCAACACCCAUCCAAAGAAAGUCCAUCCCGUUGAUUAUUGAUAAUAGGGAUGUUGUUGGAAUGGCAAGAACGGGUUCAGGAAAAACGGCGGCAUUUGUUUUGCCCCUUAUUGAGAAGUUGAAACUGCGUAGUCUUGCUGGGGUACGGGCUGUCAUUCUAUCCCCUUCAAGAGAGUUGGCAUUACAGACUUAUAAACAAGUCAAGGAAUUUAGUCGCGGAACUGACUUGCAAUCAAUCGUUUUGAUUGGUGGUGAUUCAUUGGAGGAAGACUUUGGCAAGAUGGUAAGCAAGCCCGAUGUCAUAGUAUGUACCCCUGGUAGAUUUUUGCACUUGAAGGUUGAAAUGCAGUAUGACUUGUCUACAGUCCAGUAUAUUGUGUUUGAUGAGGCUGAUAGGUUGUUUGAAAUGGGAUUUGCCGAACAAUUAAACGAAUUAUUGCUAGCAUUGCCACCAAAUAGGCAGUCGCUACUUUUUUCGGCAACUUUGCCUAGAACUUUGGUGGAUUUUGCAAAAGCCGGUUUAAGUAAUCCAGUGUUGGUCCGUUUGGAUGCAGAGUCAAAGAUUUCUGAGAAUUUGCAAAUGGCGUACUUCACUACUAAACUUAAUGAAAGGGAGGCAAACCUUUUAUACAUAUUGCAAGAAGUCAUCAAAAUGCCCUUGGGUACACCGGGUGAGGUAAAGAAGCUUGUAGCAAUGGACAAAAGGGAAGCAGAAGAGAGUGACGAGGAUGACGACUCUGGGAAAAAGAAAAAGUACAAGUUCAAAAAGGAGAGAAUGCCUUCAGCAAAUCAACUUCCAUCUGAGAAAUCAACAAUUGUCUUUGUACCGACAAAACAUCAUGUUGAAUACGUUACCAAGCUUUUGAGAGAUGCCGGUUACUUGGUGUCAUAUAUUUACGGUACCUUGGAUCAGCAUGCGAGAAAGAACCAGUUGUACCAGUUCAAGAUUGGCCUCACAAAGGUUUUGGUAGUUACUGAUGUUGCUGCAAGAGGUAUUGAUAUCCCAGUGUUGGCAAAUGUGAUCAACUUCACCUUGCCCGGAUCAUCCAAAAUUUUCAUUCAUAGAGUGGGUAGAACAGCAAGAGCUGGUAACAAAGGUUGGGCAUACUCGAUUGUUAAUGAAAAAGAGUUGCCAUAUUUACUAGACUUGGAGCUUUUCUUGGGAAAAAAGGUGUUGCUAACAUCGAUGUACGAGGCAAAAUGUGACUUAUUGAAAAAGAAACAAGGUGAUUCAUAUAUUCCACCACACGUUAACUACACGGAAAGGCUUGUUGUGGGAUCAAUACCGCGAGUGGACCUUGAAACGUUUCAGGAAUUGUACGAGAAUUUGCUAAAAAACAAUUAUGAUAUUAAAGUUUUGAAAGAUGUGGCAGCAAAGGGAGAAAAAUUGUAUCACAGAACAAGACAAUCGGCAUCUCAAGAAUCAUUGAAAAGGAGUAAAGAGAUUUUGGAAACCAAUUCGUGGGACGAUCAGCAUUUACUUUUUGGAGAAAAUUUGGAGAGAAAGAAGGAGGACUUCUUGGCCAAGUUGCAGAAUAGGAAUGUUAAGGAAACAGUGUUUGAAAUAAGGAAAAAAGGUGUGAAAGAAAAUGAUAGUCUUGCCGAGUUUAUGCACAAGAGAAGACGUCAGAUUGCGCCCAUUCAGCGUAAGGCGCAAGAGCGUCGUGAAUUGUUGCAUAAAGAAAGAUUGGCAGGAUUAAGUCACGGUAUUGAAGAGGAGCUCUUAAAGACGGAGGACGAAAACAGUGGGUACGUGCAGCAGCAAGUGGAUGACGAUGAACUACAAAACACAUUUGAAGAUAGCGAACAAUUGCAAAAAAAGAAAUCGUCGCGUGAUCCUCAGUUUUUCUUGAGCCAUUAUGCUCCUGCUUCAGUUAUACAGGAUCAGCAGUUAUCUAUUGCUUCUUCUUUUGCUAAUGAUGCUCAAGCAGCAGCUUUUGACUUGGAUAAUGACGAUAAACUACAAGCCAACAAACAGGUCAUGAAAUGGGACAAAAAGAAAGGCAAGUACAUCAACUCGCAAUCCACAGACAAGAAAUAUAUAAUCAGUGAAAAUGGAACAAAGAUCCCUGCUUCUUUCAGAUCAGGUAAGUUUGAUGAAUGGAAGAAACAAAGGAACCUUAAGCAUACCACGUCUGUUGAUGGUGUUGGAGAGAACAACCACAAGUUCAAACACAAGAAACAAAGCACGCCAAAAUUGCCUGAUAAAUAUAGAGAUGAUUAUCAUAAGCAAAAGAAAAAGGUUGAAAAGGCACUUGAUUCAGGUUUGAGAGUGAAGGGAUACAACAAGCCAGGGCAACAACAAGAGUUGAGGUCUACAGAACAAAUUAGAAAAGCAAGAGCACAAAAGGAACAAAGAAGAGCUAAAAACGCUCGUCCUAGUAAGAGAAAAUAG